Messenger RNA from Penicillium mononematosum, 1191 nucleotides. RefSeq names its product Alcohol acetyltransferase. Lineage: Eukaryota; Fungi; Ascomycota; Eurotiomycetes; Eurotiales; Aspergillaceae. Bases 1 to 1191 code for a protein of 396 amino acids. Gene Ontology annotation, molecular function: N-acetyltransferase activity. The transcript has a single exon. The record is from RefSeq and is a predicted model, not a curated record.
AUGCUCAUCUCGAAGCACCCUAUACUUUCGGCCAUUCCGUUUGCUAUUGAUACACCAAAUCCGUAUUUCGUCCGUCUUCCUAGGAUUACACUAAGCGAGAUUGUGACCUUCAUAAAAGACGAUGUGAAUUUGCCGAACUCGGAUUGGAUAGAGGUCCUCGACAAGGUCCUUGAGGAGCAACACAAUUGCCCCUUCGAGGUCCAGCCAAGCAAGACACUUCCAUUCUGGAGAUUUUGCGUACUGGAGAGCAGCAAUUGCCCUGACAGCUUUGGCCUUGUGUUCAUCUUUCACCAUUCACUUAUGGAUACCAGGAGCGCUCUGUCGUUCCACGACGAACUGGAAGGGUAUAUGGCUCAAUAUUCCGGUCUUGAGACAAGUGAUACGGUUUAUAGUCCUUCUCUUGCCCUUAUCCCUCCCCUAGAAGGCUUGUAUAGACUCCCUGUGUCGCAGGAAUUCUUCCAAUCCCAAGAGAACUAUACCGAGCCAUCUCCCGAUAGCUGGACGGGUGCUGCUCAGUUCAGGCCUGUAAAGACUCGCUUUUCUUCUUUAUGGCUAUCUGGCGUUGACACAGAAGCCCUCAUUGCACUGAGCAAGAAAGAACGGACCUCCGUCACGGCGGCACUUCAAGCGCUCAUCGCGACCUGCAUCUUUUCUGUUCUUCCGUCAAGGUAUCAUACACUACAGGGUGACUGUGCAGUAUCACUACGAAAGCUUCUUCCAGAGCCGGUCACCGCGAGCACUUUGGGUUGCUAUGUCGGAUCAACAUCCACAACGUACCACAGAAAGCCAUCUUUCAAUUGGGAUGAGGCUCGCCGUACCAAGGUGACUAUCGAGGAUGCUAUGGCACGGAAAGGGGGUGACAUGCCGGUUGGAUAUUUGGCAUUCAUUCAAAACCAGCAUCACUGGAUGCUACAAAAGCUUGGCCGGAAAAGAAGGAGUGCAUUUGAAUUAUCCAACGUUGGGUCAAGUUUUGCUUCGCGGGGAGCAUCAAACUUCCAAAUUCAGGGUAUGUUAUUCAGCCAGAGCUCUAGUGCUUGCAGCGCCGCGAUCAAGAUCAGUGCUGUGACAGGGCGGGAUGGAAGAUUGGUGCUGGGCUUCACCUGGCAAGAAGGGGCUGUAGAAGCCGACAUGAUCGAAGGGGUCAAAAGGGCUCUCAAGGGCGAGAUAGAAAGAUUAACACUGUCUGCGUAG